Nanorana parkeri is the source of this 895-nucleotide messenger RNA. RefSeq names its product radial spoke head 1 homolog (gene RSPH1). Gene Ontology annotation, biological process: spermatid development; axoneme assembly. Gene Ontology annotation, cellular component: motile cilium; nucleus. The record is from RefSeq and is a predicted model, not a curated record. Lineage: Eukaryota; Metazoa; Chordata; Amphibia; Anura; Dicroglossidae. The transcript has 8 exons. The annotation marks the transcript as partial.
AUGUCCGAACUGGGGUCCGAGGAAUUCGAGGAAGAGGCCGAACCCGACCUUGGGGAGUAUGAAGGGGAGAGGAAUGAAGGCGGGGAGAGACACGGACACGGGAAGGCGCGGUUGCCGAUCGGUGACACGUAUGAAGGAAUGUAUGAGAAGGGGAAGCGACACGGCCAGGGAACUUAUCGAUUCAAGAAUGGCUCCCGGUACAUCGGAGAAUAUCAACAGAACCAGAAGCACGGUGUGGGGACGUUCCUCUACCCCGACGGAUCCAAGUAUGAAGGUGAUUGGGUGGAUGACCAGCGGCAGGGACACGGCGUCUACACUUAUGCCAAUGGUGACACGUACAACGGAGAUUGGUUCACGCAUCAGAGACACGGACAAGGCGUGUACACCUACGCUGACACGGGAUCCAAGUACAUGGGCACAUGGGUGAACGGCAAGCAAGACGCAGCCGGAGAACUCAUUCACCUGAAUCACCGCUACCAGGGGAAGUUCUCCAGCAACACGAUGGUCGGUCCAGGAAAAUACAUCUUUGACACCGGGUGUGAGCAGCACGGCACCUAUGUGCAGGUUGAGCAGGAAAAGGAGGAAGAUGAAGAGGAGGAGCCUUUGGCAGUGCCGGCAACAAAAUGGUACGCGGAGAAGAUCACCAGCCUGACCAUGUGGUCACCCGCAGAGGUGGUACCGCCACCAGCUCCAGUGGUUGGAGAUCCAGCUGUAGCAGAAGGUUCUGAGGCUCCACCAGAGUCCGUCACUUUGACCGAUGUGUCAGGAAUUGUGUCUGGAGAGGCUCCACCUCCUGAUCAAACACCCGAAAACAUAACUGCCCCAUCGGAGGAAACAUCUGUCUUACCACAGAGCUCAGAGGUGGAGAAGAGAGACCCGGAGGAAGGCCAGAAGG